UUUUUAACGACAACAGCCAAUGUCAAAUUUUCAUUUCUUUGAGUUUAAGAUACUUCAUUAAUUAGCCCUUGAUUUUUCAUUUUUUAAGUGACUCUGACUUUUUUUAAAUUCAUGUGUAACCAUGUUUUGGAAUAAAAGAUCAUUUUCCGUGGUUUUGAUGGCCAUUUUUAUGGUGAUAGUCAACAUGGUUAAUACACCAUUUCCCAAGGAACGUUGGGUACAUGAAUUUCAAAAGUGUACAAGCAUUAUUAAAGAAGUUAGUUAAUACUGACGUUCAAAUUAAUGAGGAAAUUGAAAACAUGAAGAACUUCAAACGCUGACUGUCACCAUUUUUACCAACAUGGCUGACGGACAAGUCUCCAAGGAACGUUACAUGAAGUUCCCGUACACAACGACAGCAAAGAUUUACUUCUUUCCGUUCAAACAUCACUGGAAACACGCAUGGUUCACCAAAUGGUGGUGUUACGGGAUCAUUUUAAGUCUACCGGUCAUGUGGAAGAUCACCCGUCUUGUGAACUCUCCUGAGAACGUCGAGAAGUGGCGUGAGAUCAGACGAAAGGAAUUCUAUGGCGAUGAUAGUCACCACUAAUCCCAAAUUAGGUGUUUAAAAAAAAUCGAAAAUUAUGUAGAAAUCUUUUCAUCUGGUGAAUUGAAUCGUGAUCGACACCUUGUAAAUCACUGCUAAUAAACAAUUUAAAGUAUCGAAAAUA
Diachasmimorpha longicaudata is the source of this 710-nucleotide messenger RNA. RefSeq names its product reduction of Rh1 (gene roh). The transcript has 3 exons. The record is from RefSeq and is a predicted model, not a curated record. Bases 341 to 589 code for a protein of 82 amino acids. NCBI's taxonomy places the organism in Eukaryota, Metazoa, Arthropoda, Insecta, Hymenoptera, Braconidae.